Fusarium subglutinans is the source of this 465-nucleotide messenger RNA. RefSeq lists its product as uncharacterized. The transcript has 2 exons. The coding region runs from base 1 to 465 and encodes 154 amino acids. Lineage: Eukaryota; Fungi; Ascomycota; Sordariomycetes; Hypocreales; Nectriaceae. The record is from RefSeq and is a predicted model, not a curated record.
AUGAAGUUCGCUGCUUUCACCGCCCUCGCCGCCGUCUUCGGCUCUGCCGCUGCUGCCAACAAGGCCAAUGUCAUCAACGACUGCACCAACACCAUCUACGUCCAGUCUUUCCCCUACGGCGGCGGCGCUCCCGGCCCCUUGACCACCGUCAAGCCCGGCCAGCGAUUCUCCGAGGAUCUCCGUGCGUCUGGCUCUACCAUAAAGAUCGCCACCACCCGAACUCUCACCAAGCCGCUCUUCUUCGGCUACUCUUCCGAGUCUCAGCCCAACAACGUUUACUACGAGUUCAGCACUGAGUACGGCAACCCCUUCGCUGACAAGCACAACAUCUUGAGCCCUGGUGAGGGUUGCGAGAAGUUCGACUGCAAGGCCAACGAUGCCAAGUGCUACAGCACCCCCAGCAUGAAGAAGGUCUACGGCUGCCCCAGCCCCGUCAACCUGUACGCUAAGGUCUGCGCUAAGUAA